AUGGACAACCUUCAGCGCCAACACAACCUCCACAUACACCACAUGGCGUGGGAGACAGAUCCCACCUGCAUCCAGAUCUCUCACCACCACUACCCAGACAUGGAGCACCGUGGUAACAUCGUCCGGGACAACCCACAGGCAGUGGCUGACAGGAUGCAGUUCCUCGACCCCGACCAAUCUUGGAGCAUAGCCAUCACAGCAGGACCACCGUGUCCUGAUUUUUCAAGGAUCAAAGGAUCCCAAGGAGAGGGCAGAGACGGAGCUGAAGGCAAGAAAUUCGACGACUGGCUUACGUGGCUGGAAGAGCUGCUCCCAUUGCUGGGGCGACGACCGGUGCUUCGCCUAGUCGAGACCCAGACUUUGGUGGACCGACAUCAGUUGGAGCCAACACGAGCACACAAUCUUGGGACGAAAGGCCACAUGGUCAACACAGUACAGCACCCCUGUCCUUCACCUGGACGUGCCAAAGGACACACAACCCAUCGGUCCACCAACCUGGCAGCCACCCGCAUGUUGGACCAAACUCCACAAAACCUUGCCCACAAUGACCACACCAGCAGAAAGCCCAGAAGGGCGCCCGGCCCCACGAUCAGCCAAAGGCAGAAUGGAUUCGUCCACCUUCCACAGGUGGACAAACGGUGGGAACACUGGCGGUUAGCAGCCAACCAACAGCACCCACGCACAACCACACGGGAGCUCGAACCCGAACUGAAAACACUCAAGCUGUGGCACCACUGGCAUGAGCACCUGCCAGAGCUGCGAGGUGCCCUCAACCCUGGCCUGGGAUGGAAAGCCAGAAGCGAUUCCAAAUAUUCCACGCCAACAGACUUCAACACUUUCCUCAAUCAAAACAAAGAAUACAUACAGCUAAAGAUGGUCACGGCUCGACCAGAUACACACUGGCAACAGCUUCUACAAGAGAUCGUCGAGGACGUCCGCAACGGGCGCAUGGAAGGGCCAUUCAUAGCCCCACCAGAUUGGCAAACCAAAACCAUAGCAGCAGCCCAGUACAUCGACAUGUGCACUUUGCAAGAGGGACCCUCGUGCCAUGUUCCAACAAGUGUCGCGUUCUCAAUCGAACAGAUUGGAAGCGACGGCCAGCCCAAAAUCCGCCGAGGCGAAGAUUGGAAACGAUCUAAGCGCAACACAACGGUGUCAGCCACGGACACCCCCAACGCACACAGGCCCGACACUUUCACAGCCGUGGCACAGUGGCUGCACCAGCACAACCACCAGGCACAAAUCUGGGGCCCAGAUCAAGAAGCAGCAUACCGCCAACUAGCGGUUGCAGACCCCACCGAGACAUACGUCCUCUUGCGCGUCCCUCACGGAUGGACGCUGUGGCGACACACCUGUCUCCUCUUCGGCAGUGCUGGAUCCGUAUGGGCAUACACAAGAACAGCAGACAUGUUAGCCUGGAUCACCAGAGCAACCUUGCUAGUUCCAACACUCCACUAUGUGGAUGAUUUUGCUGCUCUUGAGGCAAACACCACCAUACAAAGCGGCUUUGAGGCAACACACAGCACCCUGCAGACCAUGGGGUUCAGAUUCAAACCCACAAAAAUGCAGCCCCCACACCACAGCCAACGCAUCCAAGGGCUUUGGAUGACAGCCACAGAAGACAGUUUCGUGCUACAACCUUGCCCAAAACGAACUGGACGGAUCACACAACAGAUCCUACAAUGCCUCCAGUCAGACACGCUGAGCGGCGAGCAUGCAGCCAAACUGGCCGGCAAACUGCAAUUCUUGCAAGAAGCAGUGUUGGGUCAAAGCAUCAGAGCUUGUCUCUACCCACUUUACAAACAUGCGGCAGCAAGCGCACACCAGAGCUCCAGGACCAAACUCAGUCCGGGAACACGCGACGCGCUGGCUACAAUCUUGAACAUCCCUACAGUGCGAAUUGCACAUCACGACUUGCAACUUUUGCCAAAGAUGAGGCCCAUGCAGCUCGACUUCAACACAGAACCAACAUCUGUGAUUUACGCAGAUGCGUAUUUCAAAGCAGGAGAGCGAACCAUCAGACUUUCAGCUGCCACAGACGAUUGGUCAUGGAACCCAGACGGCGCCAACCUCAUGGAGAACGGAUGGGGUUUCAUCAUCCGCCACGGCACAGAAGUGUUUUUUGCACACGGAAGCAUUCCACCACACCUCAUCUCACACUUCACCACAAGACGCGCUUACAUUUAUGCACUCGAAGUGCUUGCACAAACCUUGGCUCUGAUUGCUGGCCAAAAAUUCUUACACCGCAAUAUUUGGUGUUUUUGUGACAACGAAGCAGGGCGAUGUGCCUUGUUGAAAGGUUUCGGAAAGGAUGUCCGAAGCAACUCUCUUUUGAGUUGCGUCUGGCAGUUUUUGGAAGCCAAGCAACUGGCACCACAUUUUCAGAGAGUGACAAGUGAAGCCAAUACCUAG
Molecule: messenger RNA, 2412 nt
Organism: Cladocopium goreaui
Lineage: Eukaryota; Dinophyceae; Suessiales; Symbiodiniaceae
Source: the annotation of a GenBank genome assembly